AUGGCAGAGCGUGAUUUCGACAUGGAAAGUCGUCAACUCGCAUUGCAGCUACAUAUGGAGGAAAUGGAGUCUUUAAGCCGGCUCCAAAAGGGGAAGCAACGCGAGGGAGACGUCGCCGAUAUUGACGUUGCGAUGGGCAUAUAUAUGCGAGACCUCCAGGACUUCGUUGGGCUGGACUCAGACCAGCCCAUGUACCGCACCAGGGCCCACGCUGUCAACCGCGAGGCCGACCUUGUCAAGUCUAUUAUGGCUGAGGAACAACAGGCCAAGCGCGACCGUGACUUGGCACAGGCCCUGAGCGGAGACCACCCUUACUGGAGCGGUGCCAACGCUGGGCCAUCUUUCGAUGAGGACGAACCUCUCGAUGCUGGAUUUUACCGCAGGCUUGAGGCGCUCAGAUUGGCGCCUGACCACUCAAGGGGAGAAUCAUCGGCUCAGGGCGCGGCCAGAGGUCUCGCCAGCGGUGGCGGAGGCACCAGGACUGGGACGGGGCAAUGCACGGCCUGCGCAGAAGACCAUGCAGCCUCGGACCUUGCGAGAUGCCCCUGCUCUCACGAGUACUGCCACGAUUGCCUCACCACGCUAUUCGAGCAUGCCACGGUCAACGAGUCGCUGUUCCCGCCGCGCUGCUGCCAGCAGCCGAUCCCCGUCGGCGACCAUCUCGACAUCCUCGGCUCGGCGCUCGUCAACAAAUUCAGGGCUAAGGAGGCGGAGCUGAGCACGCCCAACCGGACGUACUGCCAUUUCCCCGACUGCUCUGCGUUUGUGCCUCCGCAGUCCAUAAAAAAUGGCGUUGCCUACUGCGUCCGGUGUCAUGGACAGACAUGCGUGACGUGCAAAGGACAGCGUCAUGCAACGGACACGGAGUGCCCGCAGGAUGAGGCGACAAAAGACGUGCUCCGCCUGGGCCAGGAAAAUGGAUGGAAGCGCUGCUACAACUGUCAUCGCAUGGUGGAGUUGGAUUUCGGCUGUAACCAUAUGAGGUGCAUAUGCCAAGCCGAGUUCUGCGAUGCCUGCGGACAGCGUUGGAGAACCUGCUCCUGCCCGAUGUGGCAAGAAAACAACCUUGCCGCCCGGGCCGAACAAGUCGCAGAUCGAGACGCCAACAAUCGACAGCUGCAGGGCGACAGACGUGUCGAGGUCGUUGAGCGGGCGGCGGCGAAUCUUGCUGACGACGGCGACAACUACAACGACGAUUACAACAACUAUCACGACUGGGAAGCUCGAAUUGGAGACGGCGCUUACCGGCAAUGCCGGUACAAUCGCCUUUGA
Hirsutella rhossiliensis is the source of this 1272-nucleotide messenger RNA. Its product is annotated as IBR domain, a half RING-finger domain-containing protein. Lineage: Eukaryota; Fungi; Ascomycota; Sordariomycetes; Hypocreales; Ophiocordycipitaceae. The record is from RefSeq and is a predicted model, not a curated record. Gene Ontology annotation, cellular component: cytoplasm; ubiquitin ligase complex. Gene Ontology annotation, biological process: protein polyubiquitination; positive regulation of proteasomal ubiquitin-dependent protein catabolic process; ubiquitin-dependent protein catabolic process. Gene Ontology annotation, molecular function: zinc ion binding; ubiquitin protein ligase activity; ubiquitin conjugating enzyme binding. The transcript has 3 exons. The coding region runs from base 1 to 1272 and encodes 423 amino acids.